UAAAGCUAGAAAAUAAUUCCAAGUAAUUAUUAAUAUUUAUAAGCCCUUCUGCUUUAUACUUGUUAACGUCUUCAGAUGAAUUCUUAUGGUUGAAUUCUUGUAGCAGGUCUCGUAAAAUUAUAUGUGGUCCAUGGAAGCAAUUUUAGCUAUCGUGGUUACUCCCCUUGUUGAAAUUGCAAAAUAUGCAUACGUUCCCCUUGGAAACAGGUUGCGGCACAUUCUUUACUACAAGAAGAAUUUUAAAAAACUUAAGGAUCAAGUGGCAUCUCUUAAAGCAACAAAAGAUUUAGUGCGACAAGCUUUGGAGAAAGCUCAACAAAGAGGGGAGAGCAUAAACUAUAGAAUUCAAGCGUGGCUAGAGAAGGUUGAUGAGAUUAAAAUAGAUUUGCAAAGAUUGGAAGAGAACAUGAGCAGUUCCCAAGGGCUCUGCGUUAGUUUAAACUCAAGAUCCAUGCUAAGCAGAGAAGCAGCAGAGAAAAUGAAUGUUGUUCGUCAGCUCCAUUCUGAUGGGAAGUUUGAAUCUAUCUCCGUCAACAUACCUCAUUUAGCGCCUCCUCCCGGUAUAGAGACAACGCCAACUGGUGAUUUCCAAGCUUUUGAAUCAACAAAAUCAGCUAUGGAGCAGAUAAUAGUGGCAUUGGAAGAUGACCAAACACAUGUUAUUGGGGUGUACGGCAUGGGUGGUAUUGGCAAAACAACACUAGUGAAACAAGUUGGGAAGAAAGUGAAAACUAUUGGAAAUUUUGAUGAAGUUGCCAUGGUUACUGUCUCUCAAAAUUUGGACUUCAAAAGGAUCCAAGAAGAAAUAACUGAGGAGUUUGGUUUUCAACUUCAGGAGGCAAGCAUAUCCGUGAGAGCACGUCGACUAGCAUAUUGGUUGAAGCAGAAGAAAAGAGUUCUUAUAAUCCUGGAUGAUGUAUGGGAAAGAGUGGAGCUGCUACAUGUUGGAAUUCCAUAUGGCGCUGACCAUAAUGGUUGCAAAAUAGUUGUUACAACAAGAAGCCUAGAUGUAUGCAAUGAGAUGGAAAGUCAGAGAAACAUUGAGGUCAAAGUCCUUUCUCAGGAAGAUUCAUGGAAAUUGUUGAAAAGAGUUGUCGGCAAUCACAUUGACUAUGCUCAGCUGCGUACUGAUGCAAAAGAAGUUGCUACGCAGUGCUGUGGUUUGCCCAUUGCACUUGUUACACUUGGAAGAACCUUAAGAAACAAGCCGCCAAGUUCGUGGCGUCGCGCGGUUCUUGAACUCCGCAUGUCAAAGCCAAUGGACAUAAGAGGAAUGAGCGAGAAGGUAUUUUGGUGUAUAAAAUUGAGCUUUGAUUAUCUGCAAAGUGAAGAAGCCAAGUCUUGUUUCCUGUACUGUUCUGUAUUUCCUGAAGAUCAAGAUAUUGAUUUUGAAAAUUUGGUGAGAUACGGAGUAGGGGAAGGGAGUUUUAAUGACGUUGAGACUCUAGACGAAGCUAGAGACAAAAUGCAUGCGAUCAUCGAUAAUCUUAAAGGCUGCAGUUUGUUAAUGGACAGUGACAGAGAAGGUUGUGUAAAAAUGCAUGACGUUGUUCGAGAUGUUGCUAUAGCCAUCGCAUCGGGUAAAGAACAUGGUUUUAUGGUCAAAGCUUAUACAGGAUUGAAAAGCUGGCCAAAAGGGGGCAACCUAGAAAAUGUAAGAAGGAUGUCACUGAUGAAUAAUGAGAUCAAACAACUUCCAGACAGAAUAGACUGUCCAAAGUUAAUAGUCUUACUACUGCAGAACAAUAGAUUGUUGAAGAACAUCCGCAUUGGCUUCUUUUCAGGAAUGAAGUUACUUCAAGUUCUAGAUUUAAGCAGAAUUCCUCAUUUGCAAUCACUAUCGAUUAUCUCGUGCCUCUCAAAUCUCAAAACUCUUUGCAUAGAGUGCAGUAAGAUAGAUGAUGUAUCUGGACUUGGUGAACUGAAUAAACUUGAAAUCCUCAGCCUACGGAGAUCCUUACUACGGAAAAUUCCUGAAGAAGUAAGUAGAUUAACCAAGCUGCGAUUGUUGGAUCUGACAAAUGCCAGAGUGAAAAAGAUUUCUGUAAACGUUAUUUCAAGACUGACUCAAUUGGAAGAGCUGCGCAUGAUAGGAAGCUUCAGUAAGUGGGAGGCUGGAGAGUUGGAAACUGGAAAUCAGGCAGCUAAUGUGGCCGAGUUGGCAUCUCUUGACAACUUGAGAAGCCUGUAUAUGAACGUAGAUAACGGCAGAUGCUUGGUUAAAGAAAUCGCCAAUUGCUGCCAAAACGUGCAAAACUUUUACAUACAAGUGGGGGAAGAUGCUUACUACUUUGAAACUACAGCAAGAACAACAAUGCGAUUGAGCGGAAAAGACCAAAUUCAAGACCUAAAACACACAGCACAGUGGGUGAAGGAAUUACUGAGAAGAACAGAGGAAUUAUCGUUGAUACACUGGUACUUUCUUGAAAGUAUUAGCCAGUUGGUUUUAGAUGGGUUAACCAGAUGCUUGAAAUCUCUUCACAUCAAAAGUUGUAACAUGGAAAACAUCUGCUCUUAUAGAUACUUAGAAGGUCUUGACAAUCUGGAACUCCUCUACGUUAGUUCGUGUCACUACUUAAAACAAGUCAUUGUCUCUCUAGACUCAGAUUUUAAAAGUAUUGUUCUCCCUCGACUCCGCAACUUGGUUCUGAGAGAUUUGCCUACUAUGAAAAGCAUAUUUAAGCGGCAUGUUGCCUCGAAAUGUUUCCACAGCCUGCAUUCUCUAACGGUGCAAGGAUGUCCAGGUUUGAAAUUUCUCUUCCUGCUUGACCUUGCUGAGAAUCUUGAGCACUUAGUCUAUCUAGAAAUCUCAGACUGCAUGAGAAUUGAAAGAAUAAUCUCAUACAGUGACGAUAAAUAUAAACUAGCUCCUGCAAAGAAGAUUAGCUUUCCGAAUUUACGCUUCAUCAAGCUGUCAAAUUUGCCGAGAAUUUUGAGUUAUUGCGAUCCCUCAAUUUAACUUGUUCUGCCAUGUUUACAAGAUCUCUGUGUGAAUUCAUGUCGGAGAUUUCAAACCAGCUCAGCAUAUAUGCCAUUGAGUUUCAAUUAUGUUACCAAGCAGACAACUCCAGUUGUCUUUUCAACUUAUAGCAUACAGCAAGCAGAAUCUUCCAGCGGACCGAUUCCAGCUGCAUGGGAGCAUUCAGAAUUUUAUCAUAAUAUUUAAUAAGGUCAAGACCAAAAAGUAAGCAAAAUCUAUAUCCUAAGUGGAGGUAAAUUAUGUUAUAUAUUUAUUAGAUCAGUGUUCAAGUUUGCUUUAUUACACAUUCUGAAAACGUGAGAGUCUAAAGACCAGUUGCUUGGGCUGUAAUAGAUGCAGUAUCCGAAUGUAUGGAUGCUCUGAAAACUGUUGGAGUUCGAGUUUCACGCCUGAGGGUAUGUUGGUGUAUCGAUGUUUGAACGUGUACUACUUGGAAGUGUAUCCUAUUGAUGAUGAGAAUUUCUUAGUGUCGUGUCAGAUGUCUGGUAGUAUAGUAGUUGUGUUGGUAUCUUGUUGAUGAUGUAAUAUGAAAAAGGAGAUGAAAUCUUAAUGUAAAUGUUGGAUAUUCUACUGUUAGAAGUAUAUAUGUUGUAUAUAAACCGAAACGAUCAAAUAGAAAAUGUCAAGAAUAUAUUGU
Mercurialis annua (annual mercury) is the source of this 3617-nucleotide messenger RNA. RefSeq names its product disease resistance protein At4g27190-like. Gene Ontology annotation, molecular function: ADP binding. The transcript is spliced from 2 exons. The record is from RefSeq and is a predicted model, not a curated record. NCBI's taxonomy places the organism in Eukaryota, Viridiplantae, Streptophyta, Magnoliopsida, Malpighiales, Euphorbiaceae. Bases 122 to 2959 code for a protein of 945 amino acids.